This is a messenger RNA of Python bivittatus (Burmese python), 885 nucleotides long. RefSeq names its product recoverin (gene RCVRN). The record is from RefSeq and is a predicted model, not a curated record. Lineage: Eukaryota; Metazoa; Chordata; Lepidosauria; Squamata; Pythonidae. Gene Ontology annotation, molecular function: calcium ion binding.
AUGGGGAAUAAGAAGAGCGGGAUGCUCUCCAAGGAGAUCCUUGAAGAUCUGAAACUGAACACAAAGUACUCAGAGGAUGAGCUGUGCAAAUGGUAUGAAAGCUUCCAGAAACAAUGCCCCGAUGGGCGCAUCGGUCGGUCUGAGUUUGAAAAGAUCUAUGCCAAUUUCUUCCCCAACUCUGACCCCAAGGUGUAUGCUCGGCAUGUCUUCCGAAGCUUUGACACCAAUGACGAUGGGACCCUUGAUUUCCGGGAGUACAUUGUCGCUCUGCAUCUGACCUCAUCUGGCAAAACCAACCUCAAGCUGGAGUGGGCUUUCUCACUUUUCGAUGUGGACCGCAAUGGAGAGAUCAGCAAGAACGAAGUUCUCGAGAUUAUUGCAGCAAUAUUUAAGAUGAUCCCUCCAGAGGAACAGAAGGUCUUGCCUGAGGAUGAAAACACCCCCCAGAAACGGGCUGACAAGUUGUGGGCAUAUUUUAACAAGGGAGAUACUGAUAAAAUUGCUGAAAAGGAGUUUAUUGACGGAGUGAUGAAGAAUGAAGCAAUAAUGAACCUCAUUCAGUACAACCCCAAGGAAAAAUAGGGGCUUCCAAGUUGGGCAGGAAGCAAAAAAACCAGAGAUGUGAAAAGGUGGCAUCCAUGAUGGAUGAACAGGCAGGGAGAAUAGUGUGUGUCUCUGUGUGUUGUGUACCAUGCGAAAGACAAAAUACAACUCUAAAACAGUGUUCCUUAUUUUCUCCAAGUCCCUCUACUUGUUCCGUUAGCAGUAGCGGCCAACCCAUUUUUAUCUUAUGGUUUUCUAGAAUUCUUCCAUGAGGGAUGGAACGAAGUUUUGGAAACUGUCACCUGAGUGGUAUUAUUUGUAGAAAGAAAAUAGCAAUAUGAU